This is a messenger RNA of Malania oleifera, 1981 nucleotides long. RefSeq names its product protein SAWADEE HOMEODOMAIN HOMOLOG 2. Gene Ontology annotation, molecular function: DNA binding; chromatin binding. Bases 568 to 1704 code for a protein of 378 amino acids. The transcript has 9 exons. The record is from RefSeq and is a predicted model, not a curated record. Lineage: Eukaryota; Viridiplantae; Streptophyta; Magnoliopsida; Santalales; Ximeniaceae.
GUUUUUGUUGGAGUACUUCUUUGGUUUACCUCGUUUUUCUCACCCUUGGCUGUCAUUUGGGCGAUUUUGUUCUAUUGCUUUUUUUUUUUUUCCUUUUUUGAAUUUUAAAGUUGUCGUUCUGUGGGGUUUUUUUUUUUUUCUUUCUGUAAAAUCUUUGUAUUAGAAUCUUGAAAUAUUUUGGAUUGAUGACAGUUUCUAUGAUUUUUGUGAUUUUUGAUUGUUAGUCAGUGUUGGGAUAGUUCGUUGGCAUUUCUUAUGUUUUGUUAUUUUUUAUGUAUGUUGAUAUAUUUUUACUUUUGUCACGAUUUUAGUUUUAUUAUAAAGAUUUCAAAUUUUAAUUACACUUCUGCAGUAGGCUAUUUUCACUCAGCUUUUACUCAAAGCUUUUGUCUUUUAAAAUAAUGUCUCCGUUUUGGAUUGUGCCUAUAAGAACUACUUGCUUUCAAUUAAAUUUAGUGCAUUUGCAGAACCUUUUUUUCCCUGCUUCAAAUGAAUUUUAGUAUGUACAGAACAAGAAAUCUGGAAAUUUAUUAAGAAGAAUCCUGAAGCCUCUCCUUUACACACCAAAUGUUAGUCAUUGCUAGUCUCAAAGGCACUUCAUGUAUUCGUGACGUGAGAAUUGCAACAACAAAGCAGGUUGCGGAGAUGGAAAGUAUUUUGCAAGAACACAAUCUUGCAGUGCCACCACGGGAAGUUCUCACAGCUCUUGCAGAAAAGUUCAGUAAUUCUGCAGAUCGAACCGGAAAGAUUGUAGUGCAAAUGAAGCAAGUGUGGAAUUGGUUCCAAAAUAGGAGGUAUGCCAUUAGGGCAAAAUCAAACAAGGCUCCUGGACCAGGGAAAUUAACUGUUUCGACUGUGCCUCGAGAGGAUCCUAUUCCAGUAAGAAAUGUGCCUCAACCUCUGCCUGCUCCUUCAGGAAGGAAUUCAGUGGACGGUGCUCAAAUGGAGUUUGAAGCUAAAUCUGCAAGAGAUGGUGCAUGGUAUGAUGUUGCAAGUUUUUUAUCUCAUCGAUAUUUUGAGACGGGUGAUCCGGAAGUUCUAGUUCGGUUUUCUGGAUUUGGGCCAGAGGAGGAUGAGUGGGUCAAUGUUCGAAGGCAUGUCAGACAGCGCUCUCUCCCAUGUGAAUCAUCAGAAUGUGUUGCAGUUCUUCCUGGAGAUCUCAUACUCUGUUUUCAGGAAGGUAAAGAGCAGGCUCUUUACUUUGAUGCUCAUGUUCUUGAUGCCCAACGGCGGAGGCAUGAUGUGAGAGGUUGUCGUUGUAGGUUUCUGGUGCGCUAUGAUCAUGAUCAAUCCGAGGAAAUAGUGCCUCUGAGAAAGGUGUGCCGUCGCCCUGAAACCGAUUACAGGCUGCAACAGCUGCAUGCUGCUAACGAGUCUGCAUCCUUGGACCAGCAGAAAACUGCUGCUGCUCCUACUGCGGGCGGUGACUUAAGAGUUCACACUACUACUGAAAUGACACAGAAGCAGCGCAAAGCUGAGGAGAAUGCAGAUGUUUCAGUGGCGGGUGCUCCUGCUUCUCAUGAGAGUAAUGUGCCCGUGACAACAGCUGGAACAACAAAUUUGGAAACAAAAAAUGCUGAAACAAGCUGCACUGGUAAUGUUGGAAACUCUGAUGCUACACCAGGCAAUGCUGCAUUUGCAAGUGUUACAAACGUGAGCACCAUCGCUGGAGACACAGGUGAAAAUACGCCCGAGGGAAAAUAGUAGGUAGAUCUGACAAUUUUUGGAAUGGUGCUCCUUUUGAAUUGAUUUUUGCAGCUCCAAUAUAUGUAAUUUUUUUGUAUGAUAAUUGUAUUCAUUUUUGUUUCAUAUUUGGUGCUGUUCUCCCACGACUUGGUUGUUUUUCCUUUGGCAAAAUGAUCGAGUAUUCUUUUGUUCUGAUUUUUUCCCACCUCUUAUGCUUGCUUUGAAUGCUGAAAAGCAACAGGAGACGGAGAUCACCUUAUGAUUACAUGCCAACCUAAGAGACUUCAUGUCCAAA